AUGUUAAACUAUUGCUUAAAUCUCAAAGUUCUUGAUGAUGAAUUGCAUGCAGCAAUGGCUUCCUCACUUGAUAGUACCAAAGUUGUGCUAGUUGCUUGCUUGCUAGUAGUGAUCUCAGCAAUGUCACAAACAAUUCAUCCUAGCUGCAAAAGUAAAUGUGGAAGUGUUAGCAUUCCGUACCCAUUUGGUACAACUGAGGACUGUUACUUGAACAACAACUUUCAUGUUGCUUGUAACUCAAGUCACAAGCCUCCAAAACCAUUUCUGUGGAAUGUGACAAAAAAUAUUGAGAUCUUAGAGGUGUCAUUGAAUGGUCAUUUGCAGGUAAAAUCCCCAGUAGCUUAUGUCUGUUAUGAUGAAAAGGGUGUGCUAGUGGAUUCAGGGAACUCAUCUAUGACUUUGCAAGCAUUCCCCUUCUCAUACACCCAAAACAAGUUCGUUGGAAUUGGAUGCGACACCCUUUCGACCAUCAAUGCAACAAUUGGGAACAGCUACUCGGCUGGAGGGUGUUUUUCACUUUGUAAUAGUGUAGAAAGUUCAACCAAUGGAUCCCGGUUUGGCAUUGGUUUCUGCCAAACCUCUAUCCCAAAAAACAUUUUAGCAUAUCAAGCUCGUGUCCUGAGAUCAAAUUUGCGGCAUAGGGAUAUGAAUAUUCCUUGUAGCUACUCUCUUUUGGUUGAAGAAGACUCUUUCAAGUUUUCAACGGAUGACUUCAUCAAACUGCAGAAGAGAAGAACAGUUCCCACAGUGCUUGAUUGGGCUGUUGGGAAUCUAACAUGUGAAGAAGCUAAGAAAAAUUUGACUAGUUAUGUCUGCCAAGAAAAUAGCGUAUGUAUUGAUUCUCACAAUGGACCAGGGUAUCUCUGCGGAUGCUUAGAAGGUUAUGUGGGAAAUGCAUACCUUCAUGGUGGAUGCCAAGAUAUUGACGAGUGUGCCAAUCCGAGUCUAAAUGACUGUUCAGACAUUUGCAUUAACCUACCUGGGAGCUAUAAUUGUUCUUGUCCCAAGAACAGGAAGCACCAGGGAGAUGGCAGAAAAGGAGGAAGUGGCUGUGUCUCGAAUCUACAACAUGUUGUUAACGAGAUUUUGAUAGGAACUGGCAUAGGUCUUGUGCUGUUUUUAUUUGGUAGCGGCUGGCUAUACCACGUGUUUCGUAAAAGGAAACAGGUGAAGCUCACAGCAGGAUAUUUUAAGAGAAAUGGUGGCUUAAUGUUACAGCAGCAAAUUUCAAACAUGGAGGGAUCAUCUGAGAGAGCUAAAAUAUUUACUGCAAGAGAGCUAAAGAAAGCCACUGAAAACUUUCACGAGAGCAGAAUCAUUGGCAGAGGAGGAUACGGCACAGUUUAUAAGGGAAUCCUUCCAAAUGACCAAGUUGUUGCCAUAAAGAAAUCAAAACUAGUAGACCACAGCCAAACUGAACAAUUUGUCAAUGAAGUGGUUGUACUUUCCCAAAUUAACCACAGAAAUGUGGUCAAACUCCUAGGUUGCUGUCUAGAGACAGAAAUGCCACUGCUAGUUUAUGAAUUUGUGAACAACGGAACACUCUAUGACCACAUUCACAAUGAAAACACCACGCUUCCCUGGGAAACACGUCUAAGAAUAGCAGCAGAAACAGCUGGUGUGCUUGCAUACUUGCAUUCCUCUGCCUCCAUACCAAUCAUCCAUAGGGACUUCAAGUCAACUAACAUACUCUUAGAUGACAAAUACACAGCUAAGGUUUCUGACUUCGGAACCUCUAGAUUGGUUCCGCGUGACAAGUGCCAGUUGACAACCUUGGUUCAGGGAACUCUUGGGUACCUUGACCCUGAAUACUUUCAGACCAGUCAACUGACUGAGAAAAGUGAUGUGUAUAGCUUUGGUGUUGUACUUGCUGAGUUGCUAACUGGAAGAAGGGCACUUUCUUUUGACAUGCCAGAGGAGGAGAGGAAUUUGGCCUUGUAUUUCCUUUCGGCUGUGAAGGAUGAUUGCUUGUUCCAAAUUGUCGAGGAUUGUGUCAAUGAAGGAAAUAGUGAGCAGGUGAAGCAAGUUUCCAACAUUGCUCAAUGGUGCUUGAGGCUUAGAGGUGAGGAAAGACCUACCAUGAAGGAAGUUGCAAUGGAAUUGGAAAGUCUCAAAAUGAUGUCAACAACAACUACAUUGAUUAAUGCCUCAUCAAAUGAAUCAGAAUAUGUUAUUGGUGAAAUAUCAGGUUCAACAGAAAGAGACUCUGCUAAUUGUCGUUAUACGUAUGCUACAUGCGCUGGGCCUGAGGAUGAUACCGUUUGCAACGAUGUGAUGUCACCGUUAUGGGAUGGUAGAUGA
Molecule: messenger RNA, 2301 nt
Organism: Sphenostylis stenocarpa
Lineage: Eukaryota; Viridiplantae; Streptophyta; Magnoliopsida; Fabales; Fabaceae
Source: the annotation of a GenBank genome assembly